Molecule: messenger RNA, 948 nt
Organism: Lytechinus variegatus (green sea urchin)
Lineage: Eukaryota; Metazoa; Echinodermata; Echinoidea; Temnopleuroida; Toxopneustidae
Product: isochorismatase domain-containing protein 2-like
Exons: 4
Coding region: 189-776 (195 amino acids)
Cellular component (GO): cytoplasm
Source: RefSeq, a predicted model, not a curated record
UAUGCACCCCUCCAAGUAGAAUGAAAUCAUCCAAGAUCCCUUGAUGAGGAAUCCAUCAUUGAUUGCCUAUCAAAGCAAGCGUAAACUCAGGAGCAUUACCCCCCGAAAGUCUCGCGUAGAACUUAACUAGGUUCGAUCGGUCCGGAGUCCAGCUUGCUAUUCGCAUACUUUUGACUGAGCUGGUGGUCAUGGCGGGCAGAAAUCUAGGCAAACUUGUCCUACGAAAUUCGUCGCUUUUCCUGUGUGACAUGCAGGAAAAAUUUCGACCUACGAUUAAGUAUUUUCCAGAGAUCGUGGAGGUCUCAUCAAGACUGUUUCGAGCGGCUAGAAUACUUGAUAUUCCCGUGAUUGUGACAGAACAAUAUCCGAAAGGUCUUGGACCAACUGUUAAGGAGCUUGGUAUCGACCGUGAUGAGGUUGAUAUUUAUCCCAAGACAUGCUUCACGAUGGUUCUACCUGAAGUAGAAGAAAAACUCAAGAAAAAUGAAACCAAGUCUGUAGUUCUCUGUGGAAUCGAGACACAGGUCUGUGUCCAGCAAACGACCCUUGACCUUUUAGCCAAAGGUUAUGAAGUUCAUGUCAUUGCCGAUGCUUGCUCUUCAAGGUCUCUGGUGGAUAGGAUGUAUGCCAUUGAAAGGCUGCGGAACUGUGGAGCUUUCAUCACUACCAGCGAGUCCAUCAUCCUCGAAAUGGUCAAGGACGCUGCUCAUCCAAACUUCAAAGAGAUCCAGAAGCUCAUCGCCACAUCUGCUCCAGAUUCGGGCCUCCUAAGCUGAACGGGUCAAACUGAGUAGCCCAGUAUAAUCUUGGUGGAAGCUGCAGUUUGAUUGUCUCUUAGUUUCCAUCCUAUUAUACGUCUUAUGCAGGAGACUAAGAAAAGUGGCUGCGAAGCUUUCACCUCGCAGCCAUUUCUUGUAGUCUUCCGCAUCAGACAUAAUGUUUAUAAAA